AUGACCCUCCUGCGCGUCUCUCGCGCCUUCACCGUCGACGUGAGCCCCCCCGGGCGCGUCCGCGAGUACGUGGCGCUGCCGGCGAAGGAGUACGCGCUGCUCGAUCCGUCCGCGGUGACGCGAUCGGACGCGAGCGAGCGCACGUUCACGGUAUCCGCGGGAAGACAAAAGUUUGCAUUCCUGGACGUCGAACCCGUGGGCACGAUCGAAGUCUCGGCGACCGAGGACGGGUGCGUGCAGUCGCUGGUCGAUGCGCGAAUGGUGAACUUUGGGAGCGAGCGCUCGGGGGCGGUCGUGGAGGCGGUGAACGCGAGUUUGAGGGAUUUACGGCUGCGGAACGCCGUCACGGCGACCUCCGGGAGCGACGGCGAGGGCGACGCGAUCAAGUGCCGGAUCGACGUGCGGGGUGAGUUCACCGAGGGCGUGUUCGCGAGAGCGGGAGGGUCGAUGAACGCGAUCGUGGGGUUCAGUCUGCGGGCGGUGAUGCCGUGGUUUUUAACGCGACUGGCGGAGGAUUACGCGAAGUGGGCUCGAGACGAACCGCGGACUUCGGCGAUGGAGAAGGCGAAUCUCGCCACCGUGGCGGCGAAGAUCCUCGCGGGAUCGCGAGGGAAGCUCCCGGAGGGCGUCUCGCACGACCCAGUCGUGGCGUCGCACGUCGACGUGUCCUCGAACGCGCUCUCGGUGUCGUACUCUAAUCCAUUCAGCACGAACCACGUGUCGGCAUCGUACUCAUCGCCCACUAUGAGUCUGCCCUCCGUCGUGAGCGUCAACACGCGCUCUUGUCCCUUCAUCGUCACCUUCCACGUCUCGUCCCGAAUCGGUCUCACGCGCUCGGGAACCGGCUCCCUCAGCGCGUCCAUCCCCGGCGUCGUCAACAUCUUCGCCGAGAACCACCCCCUGAAUCGCGCUCGACCGUCUUCUCCGACGUCGUACGCCGGCGUCUCGAACGACCGCCGCGUCCGAAACGCAUCCUCAUCCAGCUCCAGGAGCGUCCACCGCGAGUUCCCGUCUCCACCGCCCGUCUCCAUCGCCUCCGCGCGCGCCGACGUCACGACGGACAUCACCGCGCACGCCAUCACCGCGCACGACGCGAAGACACGCCGCCGGCGUCCGCGGUCGCCGCGCGUCGUCGCCAUCAUCGCCCAUCCGUCAUCGUUCCUUCGCGUCACACCGCGUCCCAUCGCCGCGUCCCGAUGUCGCGCGACCGCGAGCGGUGCCGACGUCCCCGGGCGCGCGUCCGCGAUCGACGCGCGCGCGAGGCGGUGCCGGGCGAGGACGACGACGACGACGACGCGGGCGCGAUGCCUAUAA
Molecule: messenger RNA, 1314 nt
Organism: Ostreococcus tauri
Lineage: Eukaryota; Viridiplantae; Chlorophyta; Mamiellophyceae; Mamiellales; Bathycoccaceae
Product: unnamed product
Exons: 2
Coding region: 1-1314 (437 amino acids)
Source: RefSeq, a predicted model, not a curated record